This is a messenger RNA of Scatophagus argus, 2887 nucleotides long. RefSeq names its product GRAM domain-containing protein 2A. The transcript is spliced from 11 exons. NCBI's taxonomy places the organism in Eukaryota, Metazoa, Chordata, Actinopteri, Scatophagidae. Gene Ontology annotation, biological process: regulation of store-operated calcium entry. Gene Ontology annotation, molecular function: phosphatidylinositol-4,5-bisphosphate binding. The record is from RefSeq and is a predicted model, not a curated record. Bases 182 to 1168 code for a protein of 328 amino acids. Gene Ontology annotation, cellular component: extrinsic component of cytoplasmic side of plasma membrane; organelle membrane contact site; endoplasmic reticulum membrane.
GAUGGGAGCUUGACUCGCAGCUCCGGUCUCGCAGCAGCAGCAGCAGGUCUGCCCGGUCGGUCGGUCCGGCGGAGGGACGGAUGGUCAGCGGACACAUCAGCGGACCUGAUUGAAGACAGUUCGUCACUCAGACCUGCCAGGCCAGAAGUGAUGAUGUCGUCAGACAUUCUGGAGCAGAGUGAUGAUGUCAGCGUCCUGCCCCCCCCUGAGGUGGAGCCCCCCCGGGAGGAGGACGGCCCCUGCCCCCUGCCCUUCAGACUGUGGUCUAACGAGAUGUGAUGUGAUGUCCUGCAGGCUGCAGCUGAUCGACGACCUGUCCUACGAGGACGUGAAGAAGUGUUACAGAGGAUCAACCGUCAGCAAGUACAACUCUCAGUACCACAAGCUGUUCCAGACGGUUCCCAAAGAGGAGAUCCUGAUGAAAGUGUAUUCGUGUGCGUUGCUGAGAGACAUCCUGUUGCAGGGACGACUCUACAUCUCCAGAAACUGGCUGUGUUUCUACGCUAACCUGUUUGGUAAAGACAUCAAGGUCUGUAUACCAGUGGUGUCAGUUCGGCUGGUGAAGAAACACAAGACGGCCGGCCUGGUGCCCAACGGCCUGGCUAUCACCAUGGACACGGGACAGAAGUAUGUGUUUGUCUCCCUGCUGUCCAGAGACAGCGUCUACGACGUGCUCAGGAGGAUCUGCACUCACCUGCAGGUGGAUGGGAAGAGUCUGAGUCUGAAGCAGUACCUGGAGGAGCCCAGCUCCCUGUCAAUGGACGAGUAUCCUGAGGUGCUGAAGUGGAGGAGGAAGCCGUCGCUCCCCGCCGUCUCCUCGUCCCUCCCAGACCUGCUGGGAAACUCGUCCCCCAGCCUCACCGCAGAAACAACCUUCAGCACGCACACACUCACAGACAGCAGUUUGGAAACAGAGAAGAUCCUGCUGACAGAACCAGUACCUGAACUUGGCCACAUGGAGUACCAGCUGCUGAAACUCUUCAUCCUGCUUGUCUUCCUGUUGGUCCUGUCGUCCUGCUAUCUGGCCUUCAGAGUCUGUCGUCUGGAGCAGCAGCUGAGCUUCCUGAGCAGCCAACCAACACUGAGAGAGAAGUACACACACACGCACACACACACACACACACACACAUCUGGAAGGACGCUCUCUGACAUAAUGCAUCCAAGCUGAAUCUGCUUCCUGUCUGACCAAGUGAUGUUCAGGUGGAUGUUGAGUACAGAGCUGGAGUCAGGGUGUUAGCUUAGCUUAGCAUAGAGGCUAGAAGUAGAGGGAAACAGCUAGCCUAACGUGUGAUUUAUUUCAUCUGGACGCAAACAGAAAUGCAGAAAUCACUUUAUACAAUUUAAAGGAGGUGUUACAUACUGGAACUUCUUCAUUGAUAACCAUGAAUCCAUAGAAAUGGCUCCAAACCAUUCAUCUGACCCUGACAGCCUGAGGCUUCUUCAAAUGUUCAUCAUCCAACACAGAACUCAUCAAACCACACACUGCUCUUUUUAGAUUUCUGUUUUGUUCAGAUUAAACAAACGAGACACCAGGAGGCCAGCUGCUUCCCUCUGCUUCCAGACUUUAUGCUAAGCUAAGCUAACCACAUCCUGACUCCAGCACACAGACAACAGACUGAUCUGAACAUUUCCAAACUGCUGAACUUGGGUUUGGAAAGUUAACUGGUGGUUCCAUUUCCAGGUGUGGUGAAGUGCCCUGCUGGCUGGCCAAUCAGAGGACAGGAACUUGACGCUGAAGCCAAUCAGGGGGUACAGAAGAAAGCUGCGCUUACAUAGAAUUCCCAUUAGGGGGCAGCAGUGAAAGGAGUCAGCUGUCAGGAGCAGAAAGACGACUGCAGCAGCUGAUGAACCUGGUUACCGUAGACAUGUCACAGUAGUCAACAGAAACAGUAGCAUGACCUUUGACCUCUGAGGAUGACGUGUGGGCGAGCGGAGGUCACACAGAGGUCAGGACGCUGGAGAAACGACAACAUGCUGUAACAUAAGCAGUGUGUGUGUGUGUGUGUGUGUGUGUGUGAGAACUUGUACUAACACACACUGACUGUUUGUGGUGCAGGUUGAUUCUGUGUUCACAUUAAAAUGGCUUCUUUAAUUGGUCUCGUCAGUGUGAAACAGUCAGGCAGAUUUUGUGUUCUGAGCAGCAAUCUGAAGAGUUUCUGAGAAAUCAGAUCUUCUUCUGUCAGUUUGGCUCACAGCUCUGAACACUACAGUUCCCAUGAGCCUCAGCUGCUGUUGCUAUGGGGAAGCCAAUCAGAUGUGUGAAUCAAAGUAGCGGCAAAUUCAAAACACUGUUGUUUAUUUCAUGAACAAAAGUCAGUAACUGAUGGUUCUGAUGAUGCAGUUUAACCUGAAGAGCUGCUGUCAGCUGGACUCACAGAACUGGACCUGACCAGCAUCGCCUCAGUCUGCCACGGGUUCUCAGGCAGCUUCCUGCCUCGCUGCUCUGUGGCUGUGAGAUCACACCCCACCUGACUGACAUUUUAAUAAAAACACAUUGUUUUUAAGACAUGAAACGUGCCAGAAUUCAGAAUAUCAUCUGUAACAAUAAGUCCGACUGCUGCCUUAAAGUCCGUAUGUAGCAUCUGAUUUUAGCUCCUUCACAGGUUGAACGACUUCCUGUCAGCCCUCAGAGGAUUCUGUUUCUACGUGUCUCUGUGAAGUGCAUUUUCUGUGCCAAAUCUGUGAGAUGUGUUUGUGCGAGGAGUCUUUGUUUGGAUCGGCAGGUCAGAACUGAGCAGAGCUGUUCAGAGAUCAGCUGAGCUCAAAUGCUCUGACACUGAACACGGAGGAGGAAGGAAACACACUGUGCUGUUUGGACGUCACGCUGGAAUUUUAACUCAUAUUGUUGCUUUGGCUGUAAACUCACUAAUAAACACAUUUUCACCUC